GCCAGAUCUUGCAAGCAGUUCUGUACUGCCAUAAGAACGGGAUCUGCCACAGGGAUAUCAAGCCUGAUAACUUUAUGUUUUAUUCAAAUGAAGAAGGCAAUAAUUUAAAGCUCAUAGAUUUUGGUCUAGCUACAUCAUAUUAUAAAAUCAAUGAGGAGGGCGAAGGCAAGUACAUCCGCAUGAUGACAACUGUUGGCACAGUGUAUUAUAUGGCACCUGAGAUCAUCAGUGGAGACUAUAGCAAUGCCUGCGACAUGUGGGCUAUAGGUGUUAUUCUGUACCUGAUGUUGGCAGGAGAGCCCCCUUUUGAUGCAGAAACAGAAGUUCAGAUUUUGGAAAAGAUUGCAGAAAAGGGCGAAGUUUUAAAAGAAGAUGGGUUCAAAGGUGAUAUAUGGAAGCAUGUCUCUGAUGAAGCCAAAGACCUCAUAUGAAAUCUCCUGACUGCCGAAGAUAACCGAAUAUCGCCAAAGGAAGCUUUGAGGCAUCCUUGGUUCAAUCAAUUGAAGAAAUCUCCGAGGGAAAAUAAAAGUAUCGAAAAGAAAUAUAUGAAUAAGUUGAAACGAUUUCAGAACCUCAAUUCCUUCAAGAAGUGAAUUUUUACCUUCAUGGCUACUCGUGCAGGAGAUGAAGAAAUCCAGAAACAGAUUAAAAUCUUCCGCAGUCUUGAUAAGAAUCAGGAUGGAUAUAUAACCUGAGCGGAGCUCAGGUUUAAUAUGAAAGACCUCCUCUCUUCAGAAGAGAUCAACCAGAUUUUGGAGGCUGUGGAUACCGACAAGAACGGAGCCAUCAACUACAAUGAAUUCAUUACAGCUACUCUUGGAAAAAGAACUUUGCUGAACAAAAAGAGAAUCAUGAAGGCCUACAAGUUACUUGAUGUUAAUCAUGAUGGAGUCCUAAGUACGGAAGAUCUACAAGGUUUGAUAAAAAAGAAAAGCCUGGAGUUUGUCACACCUCAACUCCUUGAAGAGAUAUUGGAGAUAUGAGACUACGAUAAAGACGGCAAGGUUACUUUUGCUGAAUUUGAGCGCUCCUUGACAAAAGAUACUUUGGAUAUGUAAUAAAUGCACAAGACGCACAUAAAUUUCUUUCUUUCUAAUAUAUUAUUAACAGAUCUUUUGUCUUAGAAAAACCAAAACUGCCCUUUUAAAAAUGUUAUGUCUCAGUCUAUUAUCAAAAUUCACCGAACUCUAUCUUCACUACGAGGUUAUAUCAAGUGUUGGGAAAAGAAAGUUAAACUCUUAAGAACCAAGCUUAAUGAAAUGUCGUUAUAAAAAUUGAUCUUUCUUUAUUUCACCCGACUUUUAAAACACCUUAAAUC
Messenger RNA from Moneuplotes crassus, 1318 nucleotides. NCBI's taxonomy places the organism in Eukaryota, Ciliophora, Spirotrichea, Euplotida, Euplotidae. The record is from the annotation of a GenBank genome assembly.